GGAAGUCAGAGUUCCAAAGUACAUAUACAUCAUAGCACAUGGCUUCAUUUUCCUGGCCACAAUUUACGCUGGAUACUGACUUUUAUCCUCUUGUUUGUGCUGGUGUGUGAAAUUGCAGAGGGCAUAGUGUCUGAUGGGGUUUCAGAGUCACGGCAUUUACACCUGUACAUGCCAGCUGGGAUGGCAUUCUUGGCGGCCAUCACAUCGGUUGUCUAUUACCAUAAUAUUGAAACAUCCAAUUUCCCGAAGCUGUUAAUUGCAUUGCUGUUCUACUGGACUUUAGCAUUCAUAACUAAAACCAUCAAAUUUGUAAAGUUCUGUGAUAAUGGGGUUGGAUUUUCUCAGCUUCGGUUUUGCCUCACAGGACUUCUGGUUGUUCUAUAUGGGAUGCUACUAGCUGUGGAAAUCAAUGUCAUCAGGGUGAGGAGGUAUGUUUUCUUCAAAACUCCUAAAGAAGUUAAACCUCCUGAGGAUCUCCAGGACCUUGGCGUUCGAUUCUUACAACCGUUUGUGAAUCUGUUGUCCAAAGGAACAUACUGGUGGAUGAAUACGUUCAUCAAGACUGCCCAUAAAAAACCAAUAGACUUGAAAACCAUAGGAAAGCUUCCCAUUGCGAUGAGAGCUCUGACCAAUUACAUUCGCCUUAAUGAGGCCUUUGAAGCACAGAAGCAAGCCACAAACCAGCACGCUUACUUGAUCCUUACUAAGGGUAGGAAAGAAAUCGUGGUUCUUGUUGUGAAGUGA
This is a messenger RNA of Calidris pugnax (ruff), 744 nucleotides long. Its product is annotated as ATP-binding cassette sub-family C member 8-like. Bases 169 to 744 code for a protein of 191 amino acids. Gene Ontology annotation, cellular component: membrane. Gene Ontology annotation, molecular function: sulfonylurea receptor activity; ATP binding. Gene Ontology annotation, biological process: potassium ion transport. The transcript has 5 exons. Lineage: Eukaryota; Metazoa; Chordata; Aves; Charadriiformes; Scolopacidae. The record is from RefSeq and is a predicted model, not a curated record.